UGCACCGAAAGUCCAAAGAUGGCGCAUCCGUUCGCAACCACCAUCUGCACUCCAAACGGACUCCACGUGACAGAGCCCGGUGUUCGCGUGUCGUGAGAGAAGACGAGAGGUGUGCGAUUAUAACCUUCUUUGGAGCACGCAGAUCGACCGCAAGAACAUGUCGUGGCUGUUCGGAUAUCGCAAUUCGCAGCCGCCGUCGGACUUUUCGCAAUAUGUGCAACCACCGCCGGCGGCGGGCGGCAGCGGUGGCGGCGGCGACGACGGCGGCGGCGGUCCACCAAAGAAGCUGACCAAGUCACAAAUGGAAGCGUACAUGUUCGACUCGGCCGCGCUGGAACGUGCCGCCAAUGCCGCCAAGGAACUCGAACGAUCCAGACAUGCGAAAGAGGCCUUGGAACUGUCUAAAAUGCAGGAGACCACUAGGCAAGUGGAAUUACAAGCCGAGAUGAAGAAGUAUGAAUCCAACAUUGAGCAACUCAAAUCUGAACAAAAGCGGGUGGAGGGUGAGGAGAGGAGGAAAACCAUACAGGAGGAGACAAAGCAACAUCAAAUGAGGGCACAGUAUCAGGAUCAAUUGGCUAGAAAGCGCUACGAAGAUCAGUUGAUGCAGCAGCAGAAAAUGAACGAUGAGAAUCUAAGGAGGCAAGAGGAAUCAGUGGCUAAGCAGGAAGCCAUGAGAAAAGCUACGAUAGAGCACGAGAUGGAAUUGAGACACAAGAACGAAAUGAGAAAACUGGAGGCUGAGCUGAGGGCCAAGGCAAAGAUCGACAGGGAGAAUCAUGACCUGAAUCUUGAGCAAAUUAGGUUGAAAGCCUCGGAGAAGAGGAUUACCGUUUUAGAAUCCAUAAAAACAGCUGGCUCGGUAUUGGGGUCAGGAGCCAAAGCUCUGCUGAGCGACUGGGACAAGAUCACCGCAGCGGCCGCCGGUUUGUCAUUGCUGGCCUUCGGGGUGUACACCGCCAAGGGUGCGACCGGCGUCGCGACGCGCUACAUCGAGUCCCGCUUGGGUAAACCGUCAUUGGUACGCGAGACCUCGAGAUUCGCGUUGCUGGACGUAGCCCGGCACCCGAUUCAGGCGGCGAAGAAACUGAAGCCCAAGCAGACCGAUGCGCUCUCAGGCGUUAUACUCGCACCCAAGCUGGAGGAGCGGCUGCGCGACAUCGCGAUCGCCACAAAGAACACGAAGCGCAACCGCGGCAUGUACAGGAACAUAUUGAUGCACGGGCCGCCGGGCACCGGCAAGACCAUGUUUGCGAAGAAGUUGGCGGAGCACUCGGGAAUGGACUACGCGAUCGUCACAGGCGGCGACAUGGCACCGCUCGGUAGAGACGGUGUUACUGCCAUUCACAAGAUGUUCGACUGGGCGUUAACGUCCAGAAAGGGUCUGAUGCUGUUCAUCGACGAAGCGGACGCGUUCCUCAGGAAGCGGUCGAGCGAGCGCAUCUCGGAGGACCUCAGAGCAACGUUGAACGCCUUCCUCUACCGGACCGGCGAGCAGAGCAACAAGUUCAUGCUGGUGCUCGCGUCGAACACGCCCGAGCAGUUCGAUUGGGCGGUGAACGACAGGCUGGACGAGAUGGUGGAGUUUAUCCUUCCAGGUCGCGAAGAGCGCGAGCGCCUGAUCCGGCUCUACUUCGACAAGUUUGUUCUUCAGCCGGCGAUCGAGGGUAACAAGAGACUGAAAGUAGCUCAGUUUGACUAUAGCGCGCUGUGCAUCAAGAUGGCCGACCUGACGGAGGGCAUGUCCGGCAGAGAGUUGGCGAAGCUGGGUGUUACCUGGCAGGCGGCAGCUUACGCCUCGGAGGACGGUGUGCUGAUGGAAAACAUGGUCAUGGACAGGUGUAUCGAGGCCAUCAAGCAGCACAAACAAAAGGUACACUGGCGAAGUGAGCAAGAGAAGCAGGAGUCAAAGUCGAUCUACGCCACGGAGGAGGACGGAGUCAGCCAGCCGACUACCUCGAAGACCCCGGCGAUAGAGCCGUGCCCGGUGGUAGCUCCAGUCUAAGCGACCGAAGCGAGGGUUGCGAUGACCGCCGGUCUCCUGUCUUGAAAUCGGGCCAGCAGCCCGAAGUUAGUCUAGUGAAAGGGAGUUCGGGGAGGAGGUACAAGUACAAACGCCGCUUGGGAAAGAAUUCCUCUGGCGAUUUUUGUAUUUCUCGCAACGUACGAGUAAAGAGUCAAAUAGUUCGAUUACUUCA
This is a messenger RNA of Harpegnathos saltator (Jerdon's jumping ant), 2198 nucleotides long. It is a transcript of the gene bor, whose product is annotated as ATPase family AAA domain containing bor. NCBI's taxonomy places the organism in Eukaryota, Metazoa, Arthropoda, Insecta, Hymenoptera, Formicidae. The transcript is spliced from 4 exons. Gene Ontology annotation, biological process: mitochondrion organization. The record is from RefSeq and is a predicted model, not a curated record. Gene Ontology annotation, cellular component: mitochondrion. The coding region runs from base 158 to 2005 and encodes 615 amino acids. Gene Ontology annotation, molecular function: zinc ion binding; ATP binding; ATP hydrolysis activity.